CAUCUUUAAGGAGGCGGGGCUCUGCCCGGAGGAGGCGGGGAAGUUCCCGCUCCCCGGAUCUCUGGCUUCCGGCAACUCGGCGGGACGGAAGGGCCAGGCGAACCUGUCCGGCCUAGGAGUCCCGGGGCUGCUCGCGAGGUGAGGCGUCUACGUGUACGAGACCAGUGCUCGGGCCGCUGCCGCACAGCUCCUAGCCCUAAAAUUUGCCGUUGCUUCGCGGUGUCCCUGGCUGUAGCGUCGCCUCCAAAGCUGCCUGGCAGUGUGCGAAGCUCCUCCCAUAUGGUGUGUCCUUUAAUGGCUCCUGCACUGUGUUGAGUAGGUGCCGCUAUGAACCCGUUUUACAGAUGAGGAAGCUGAGGCCCAGAGGAGCGCCCACACAGCAGAGAAGGAACAGAAUCGGAAAUAAAACCCAGGUCUCGAACUUGCAGCAAUCCUCCUGCUUCAGCCUUCUGAGUGCUGGGAUCAUAGGCGUGUGCCACCUCACCUGGCAGUUUUAUAACAGUUUCAUAUGUAGACCUAUCAAAUCCUACCGACAAAGGUGCCAAAGACCCCUGCACAUUUUCUUCCUCCUAAUUGGGAGAAGACCCACUGGCUGAAUGGCAGCUGUGGAUAACUUGCGAUUUGAAGAAUUUGGAGAUGCAUCCACUUCUCAAGCAACAAACCCAGAUGCCACCACGAUAAGCAUUGAGGAUCCUGGUGAAACCCCAAAACAUCAUCCAGGACCUGCAAGAGGCUCAGGGAGAGAAGAGGAUGAUGAAUUACUGGGAAAUGAUGACUCUGACAAAACUGAGUUACUUGCUGGACAGAAGAAAAGCUCUCCCUUUUGGACAUUUGAGUAUUAUCAAACGUUCUUUGAUGUGGACACUUAUCAGGUCUUUGACCGAAUAAAAGGGUCUCUUUUGCCAAUACCCGGGAAAAACUUUGUGAGGUUAUAUAUCCGCAGCAAUCCAGAUCUCUAUGGGCCCUUUUGGAUAUGUGCCACAUUGGUCUUUGCCAUAGCAAUUAGUGGGAAUCUUUCCAACUUCUUAAUCCAUCUGGGAGAGAAGACAUACCAUUAUGUGCCCGAAUUCCAAAAAGUGUCCAUAGCAGCGACAGUCAUCUAUGCCUAUUCCUGGCUGGUUCCUCUUGCUCUCUGGGGUUUUCUCAUGUGGAGAAACAGCAAGGUUAUGAACAUCGUUUCCUAUUCGUUUCUGGAGAUUGUGUGCGUCUAUGGCUAUUCACUCUUCAUUUAUAUCCCCACAGCAAUACUGUGGAUUAUCCCCCAGAAAGCAGUUCGUUGGAUUCUAGUCAUGAUUGCCCUCGGCAUCUCAGGCUCUGUCUUGGCGAUGACAUUCUGGCCAGCUGUUCGCGAGGAUAACCGGCGCAUUGCGAUGGCCACAAUCGUCACGAUUGUGUUGCUUCACAUGCUUCUUUCUGUAGGCUGCUUGGCCUACUUUUUUGAUGCACCAGAGAUGGACCACCUCCCAACAGCUACAGCUACUCCUAACCAAACUGUUGCAGCAGCCAAGUUCAGCUAAGGAGAAAAUUCUCUUUCAUAUACUGGGGAGCUUGGUUCUUCUGGACCUGGCAUCUGCUGCAGGAAAGCAAUGGCCAAAGCCAGCAGGAAAUGGACAGAUGGCUCUGCACUGAAGCUCAUCACCUAUUAAUAAACAAAUUAAAUGCUGGCCUAGGUGUGGCUCAGUGGUAGAGCACUUACCUAGCAUGCCUGAGGCUCUGGGUUUCAUUCUCCAG
This is a messenger RNA of Fukomys damarensis (Damara mole-rat), 1731 nucleotides long. It is a transcript of the gene Yipf1, whose product is annotated as Yip1 domain family member 1. Gene Ontology annotation, biological process: vesicle-mediated transport. Lineage: Eukaryota; Metazoa; Chordata; Mammalia; Rodentia; Bathyergidae. Gene Ontology annotation, cellular component: Golgi apparatus; membrane. The transcript has 11 exons. Gene Ontology annotation, molecular function: small GTPase binding. Bases 597 to 1517 code for a protein of 306 amino acids. The record is from RefSeq and is a predicted model, not a curated record.